UGUUUAAUAUUUUUUAUUGCGUACAAUUUGUUUGGGAUGCUCGGUUCUUUUUGUUUGUUUAACGUUCAGUUUUUUUAAAUAAUUUGUAAUAAAAAUGGCCCACGAAGUAAAACAACAUUUUAUACAAGCCUGUGCUGCGUUCGGUAGUCUAAGCAAAGCUAAUGCCAUUGAUAUUCUGAGACCAAUAUGCUCAAAAUAUGAGGUUGAUUUGCCUGAAGACUCGCACUUUAAAAACUUCAUAAAAGACAUCAAUGAAGAUCUGAAUCGUUUCGAUCACGAUAUAUCAUGCGUGAAGUACCCAUUAUCGAAGGAAGAAUUCAUAGUUUUCCGUGCUGUGAACACGAAAGUAACUCGUUUUCUAAGCCAUCUCUCCGAACAAGAUCGCAAUUACUUUCGACUUCUUCUGACGACCAUCGCCUGUGCGGAGAACUAUGGAAUAUCAGAUAUGGAGGCAAUCAAUCUAUCAACUCGACUAACAGAUAAACCUUUGGCCAAAAAUCGUGCCGAAGAUUUGCUGCAGAACUGGAAAAAUGUAGGGUACUUCUAUGAAUUAGAUAAUACUUUGUAUUUGGGUCCACGGAUGAUUGUUGAAUUCGAGAGUUUACUAUUGAGUGCUUUCCCAGAUGACGUGAAGGAAUGUUCACUUUGUAAAAAAAUUGUUCUCUGGGACCCAUCAUGCAACGAAUGUGAAACUAAAUUCCAUGCGGAGUGCAUUCGCAAGUAUUUGAUAAAAUCUUCCAAUUGUCCGGCUUGUCAAAAACUUUGGAGUACUUCAUUUGUUUAAUUUUUGAAAUUUUCCAAAUUGAUUUAAAUAUGUUAAGAAUGUUAUUUCUGUAAUAUUGUAAACUUUAUUUUAGAAAACUAAUUUUAACCUUAUUUAACUUAGAGUGGUGUAACCAUAAGAUAGAAAUUAGGUACAAGACAGUAUUGAAAUAAUAAAUGGUCUGAUAUUUAGUUUUCAACAUA
Eupeodes corollae is the source of this 966-nucleotide messenger RNA. RefSeq names its product non-structural maintenance of chromosomes element 1 homolog (gene Nse1). NCBI's taxonomy places the organism in Eukaryota, Metazoa, Arthropoda, Insecta, Diptera, Syrphidae. The coding region runs from base 95 to 784 and encodes 229 amino acids. Gene Ontology annotation, biological process: DNA damage tolerance; double-strand break repair via homologous recombination. The record is from RefSeq and is a predicted model, not a curated record. Gene Ontology annotation, molecular function: ubiquitin-protein transferase activity. Gene Ontology annotation, cellular component: Smc5-Smc6 complex; nucleus. The transcript is spliced from 3 exons.